AUGGCUCUCAUUGAAGAAAUCAUCGAGGACGAACACGUCAACACACCAUCACAAACAGAGACAUCAUCAUCCUCACAAGACACCGCCACCAAGAAGAUCAACGGCCACGACAUCACUGCUACACUGGAAAAACUAGAACUCUCCGAGGAUGAAGAACUGUUUGAGGAGGCAUCGCGGUACAAGGUGGCAGGAAAUCAAGCGUUUGGCAAGGGCGACUACACCGAGGCACUCAAGUACUACCAGCUGGCCCUGACAACCUGUCCCUCAAUACCAUUAGCCUCCACCGCGUCGGCCUCAGAUGAUGACCAGGACAACAACGAUAACGACAACGAUGAGGAGUCAGGGGAGGAACAGUCAAUCAACAACAGCGCCACCACAGACACCAAGAUCAACGUGGAGGCAGCCGCUAAAUAUCGGACAGAGCGGGCAGUAUACCAUGCCAACAUGGCAGCAUGUCACAUCAAGCUGAAGGAGUAUCAAUUGGCGAUCGAGGGAUGCUCAGCGGCGCUUGAGCUUGACCCAUCCUACACGAGGGCCCUCCAACGGAAAGCACAGGCUGAAGAGCUCUUGGGAACAUUUGCAAGCAUGAACCAGGCUAAGGAUGAUCACCUGAAGGUUGUCGAGACCCUGAAGAUCGAGCUCGGGCUGAUUGCACCGCCAAAGGAGGAAGAGGAACAGGAGAAGGGAACCACCUCAGCAACUGAGGAAGCAUCAUCAAUGUCUUUUACGGAGACUGGAUCACCUACACCGGAAUCAUCUUCGCCGGUGUCCAAGGGGCCUCAACGGCCACGGCCUGCUCAGAAUUUGCAGAAAGAGCAAAAACCUACUUACAAGCCCAAGAAACUUGAUUUGGAUGAGGCGGGCAAGAAGAAGCAUCGGAUGCUUCUCCAGUCGAGCGAGCAGGCACUCAAACGCAUGGAACCCAUUCUGAAGGAGAUGCUGGAAAAGGAGAAGGCCGAGAUGAUGGCCAAAUUAAAGUCGAUGGGUAACACGCUUCUUGGCAAGUUUGGACUGUCAACCGACAACUUUCAAAUGAAACAGGACUCUGCGACAGGAGGAUACUCGUUCAACUUUGUCAACAACCCCUAA
Messenger RNA from Linnemannia hyalina, 1089 nucleotides. Lineage: Eukaryota; Fungi; Mortierellomycota; Mortierellomycetes; Mortierellales; Mortierellaceae. The record is from the annotation of a GenBank genome assembly.